AUGGCUUGGUGGACUGGUUCUCUCCCCCGCAGCCUGACGGGACUGCUUCUGAUUGCCCACGGUGCUCUCCUGACGACCGUGGUUGCUGAACCCCAGGUCGUCUCGUUGCCACUGUAUCGCAAUGCGCAUCGCUCCCUCGCCAAGCGGGAUACCGUCACCGCCGCGUUGAGCAACGAUUACUCGGACGGCAUGUUCUGGGUCAAUGCGACGGUGGGCACACCGGGCCAGCCGGUGCAGUUGCAGAUCGACACGGGGAGUAGCGAUAUCUGGAUGAUGGGGGAAUACGCCUGUAUCGAGAUCAGUACGGGAUGUAUUGGUGGAUCGUAUGACGAGCUGAGUUCGUCGACGGUCAGUAUCCUCGAGCACGGGGGCUUCACGAUCGGGUACUUGGACGGGUCCGGAGUCAUGGGAGACUACAUCAGAGAUGACUUUGCUAUUGGUGGGGUCACCGUCAAGGGGAUGACUUUGGCCGUCGCGACGCAGGUCAAAGAUAUCGGCACCGGCGUGAUGGGCAUUGGAUUUGAGUCGGAUGAAUCCAUUGCUGCUCAGGGCGGCCAGCCGUACCGAAAUCUCGUCUCGCAUAUGGUCGGACAGGGUCUGAUCAAGUCUCGCUCCUACAGUCUAUGGCUGAAUGAUAUCAAUGCUCAAACCGGCAACAUCCUCUUUGGCGGCUACGACACGGCCAAAUUCCACGGCGAUCUCGUCGCCAUGAAAGUCCAACCAGAUGCUCAAUCAGGCCAAAUCACCUCCAUGACCGUCGCCUGGACCUCUCUCGCCGUCAACGAUCCCACCCACGGCACCAAAGUCCUCACUCCCAAAUCCUUUGCGCUCCCCGCCGUGCUCGACUCCGGCACCACCCUCACCUACGUACCCCAAGAUCUAUACGACGAACUCGCCUCCUUCGCCAACGUCGUCACGGACUCAUCCUCCGGAUUCGACUUUGUCGACUGCGACGCAGUCAACCAAUACAACGGCACCUUGGACUUUGGCUUUGCCGGUCCCAACGGCCCCGUCAUCUCAGUCCUCUUCUCCGAAAUGGCCAUCCCCGUUAAAGAUGCCAAUGGUAAACAGCAAAAACUCGAGAAUGGCAGUCCAGCCUGCCACUUCGGUCUGUCUCCCGCCCCGGAAAACGAGAUUCUCCUCGGCGAUACCUUCCUACGCUCGGCGUAUGUCGUGUACGAUCUGGAACGCAAGGAGAUUGCCAUUGCCAAGACCAAUUUUAAUAGUGAUCGGUCGAAUAUCGUGGAGAUUGCGCCGAAGAAUUCGACCGCGACGCCCACCUGGAAGUUUGUCGACUCGGUCACGGUGGUGCAGACCAUGACGGUGGUGCCGGGGCAGCCGGGUCAGUUGGGUUCGUUGGCGUUGGCGUCGACGCAUUCGUAUACGCAGACUGAUAUCGGGUUCCAUAUACCCACUGCGACGGGUAAGCAUAAUGCCGCGGGGUCGGUGAGAAUGGUGGACUCGGGUAUCUUGAGUAGUGUGGUUUUGGGUGUGUUUUCGGCGUUGGCUGGAGCGGGGUUCCUUUUCGUGCGGUAA
Molecule: messenger RNA, 1536 nt
Organism: Penicillium oxalicum
Lineage: Eukaryota; Fungi; Ascomycota; Eurotiomycetes; Eurotiales; Aspergillaceae
Product: pepsin-like aspartic protease
Exons: 3
Coding region: 1-1536 (511 amino acids)
Biological process (GO): proteolysis
Molecular function (GO): aspartic-type endopeptidase activity
Source: RefSeq, a predicted model, not a curated record